AUGGGCAAGGCAAAGAAAAAAGGUGGCGGCAAAAAGCCCCAGCAAAAGCAAGAGGACGAUUUUGACGAUGAUUUGGCCUUUCUAGAAGCGGCUGCCGCAGCCAAUGAGACACCCAAGAAGGAAGAACCCCCCAAGGAAGAGCCGAAGGCAGCAGAAGAAAAAGCCGACGGUGCUGCUGCUGCUGCUGCUGCUGCUGAAGAUGCUGCUGCUGCCUUUUUGGCGGCCCAAGGGAUUGCCGGCGAGGAAGGCGAAGGCGGUGGAAAGAAGGACAACAAGAAAAAGAAGAAAAAGAAAAAAGGCGGCGGAGGCGGAGGCGGUGAAGAACAGAAAGCACCGCAAUCCAAGCAAGGGAAAUUGUUGGCAGAGCGCAUUCGAAAGCAACAGGAAGAGGAGGAACAACGACGAAAGGAAGAUGAAGAAGAAGCGCGUCGUAUCGCAGAAGAAGAGGCCAAAGAAGCAGAAGAAUUGCGCAAAAAGGAGGAAGAAAAGGAGCGAAAGAAACAGAAACAAAAGGAAAAGGUCGCCCGACAAAAGGCAGAGGGAAAAUACAUGACAAAAGCCCAAAGGCAAAAAGCAAAGCUGGCAGAACAACGAUUGGAAGCCAUGCGAGCGGCGGGAAUGUUGCCCGUCGAGGGGGAGGGAGAUGCUCCCAAAAAGAAAAAGGUUGUCUACGUCAACAAGAAAAAGGCAAAAGGCAAGGACAACAACAAUGACGAUGUGGAGGAAUCCGAGUCCAAAGACACCGAACAUGCCGAGGAGGACAAGAAAGAAGAGGAAGAACAGACAGCAAAGAAAGAGGAACCUGAAAAGCCGGCGGAAGACGGUGACGAUGGGGACAAGGAGGAUUCCUCGGGCGACGAGUGGGAUGCCGAUAGCGACGAUGACGCCAAGUUCGACGACCUGGAUGCAAAGUUGCAAAAGGUCGCCACGGACGAUGUGGAAGACUUGAUCGAGCUCGAGAAGAAAAAGGAGCUGGAACGCUUGCGAGAGAUUGGUUUGAAGCGCGCCGAGCAAGACCGAAUAGAGCAGGAAAAACUGGCCAAGAUCCAAGCGGAACAAGAGGAAGCCAACCUCAAGGAGCAACUGGCGAUGCAGAAGCGAGAAGAAGGAAAAAAGAAGCGCGAGGCACAAGAAAAAGCAAAUCUGGAUGCACGAAGCCGCGACGAUCUACGCUGCCCCAUUGUUGUGAUUAUGGGUCAUGUCGAUACAGGAAAAACAAAGCUACUCGACAAGAUCCGAAAAACCAACGUGCAAGAUAAUGAGGCCGGCGGAAUCACGCAACAAAUUGGUGCCACGUAUUUCGAAAAGAAGACUCUGGAAACUCAGACUGCAAGGCUGAACGAAACCGAAAAGGUCGAACUAACCGUGCCUGGUAUGCUGGUUAUUGACACACCUGGGCACGAAUCCUUCACCAAUCUUAGAUCUCGUGGUUCAUCGCUGUGCGAUGUCGCAAUUCUGGUGGUCGAUCUUAUGCACGGCCUGGAGCAACAGACCAUUGAGAGUUUGACAAUGCUGCGAAAGAGGGGCGUCCCGUUUGUUGUUGCCCUGAACAAAGUCGAUAGGUGCUACGCGUGGAAGACCUGUAAGGACUCCCCAAUCCGCGAUGCUCUCAAGGAGCAGGAAGAGGGCACCAUUUCCGAGUUCCGAAGCCGAUCCACCAACGCAAAGGUUCAGCUGCAGGAACAAGGUGUAAACUCCAACCUUUACUGGGAGAUGGGCGACGAAGAUUGGACUAAUUCAGAUUUCAUUCCGUUGGUACCCACUUCAGCAAUUACCGGGGAAGGCGUGCAAGAUAUCCUACUACUCCUCUGCCAAAUCGCCCAACGAAAAAUAUGGAAACAGCUCAUGUGGUGUGCCAAUCUGCAGUGUACUGUUCUGGAGGUGAAAGCCAUCGAUGGCCUGGGAAUGACAGUGGAUAUUUUGGUCGUGAAUGGAUACCUUCGAGAAGGAGAUAAGGCUGUCUUUUGUACUCUGGAUGGGCCCGUUGUGACAGAAAUUCGAGGUUUGCUGACUCCUCCGCCCAGCCGGGAAAUGCGUGUCAAAGCCGAUUACAUUCAUCACAAGGAGGUCAAGGGCGCUCUUGGAGUCAAAGUCAUUGGAAACAACCUGGAGAAAGUCAUGGCCGGGACUUCUGUGUUGGUUGUGGGUCCUAACGACGAAGAAGAAGAUAUCAAGGCAGAGGUCAUGUCUGAUUUGACCAAUCUAGAGGACAAAUUGAGCACGGACAAGCAAGGAGUUCUUGUCCAGGCGUCUACCCUUGGGGCAUUGGAAGCACUUUUGCAGUUCUUGCGAGUGGAGACAAAACCACCAAUUCCGGUCAGUGCCAUCGGAAUUGGAACUAUCCAUAAGCGAGACGUCACAAAGAUAUCCAUCAUGAACGAAAAGGGUCACCCGGAAUAUGCAACUAUUCUUGCAUUCGAUGUGGGCGUUGAACGUGAAGCUCGGGAGCACGCUCAGGAAAUGAAUGUGCGAAUCAUGACGGCAGACAUCAUCUACCAUCUCUUUGACCAGUUCACACGGUUCAUGGGAGAGUUGACAGAGCGACGAAGACAAGACGCUCAAUCUGUGGCUGUCUUCCCAAGCAUCAUCAAGAUCCUUCCUCAACACGUCUUCAAUCAAAAGGAUCCCAUCAUUGUGGGAGUGGAAGUCGUGGAGGGCAUUUUGAAGAUCGGCACACCUCUUUGCGUCCCCGCGCUGGGAGGAUUGCAUGUUGGAAAAGUGACUUCCAUCGAAAGCAAUGGCCGGGAGCAGGAAACGGCACGGAAGGGCGCUUCUGUUGCUAUCAAGAUUGUGAACGAGUCAAAUCCAACUCUCACGUACGGGCGACAAUUCGAUGCCACCAAUAUGCUUUACUCAACAAUCACUCGGGCUUCUAUUGAUGCUUUGAAAGAACACUUCCGGGAUGCGCUGGAAAACGAGGAUUGGCGACUCGUUGUGAAACUUAAGAAGGUCUACAACAUCAUCUAA
Messenger RNA from Seminavis robusta, 2967 nucleotides. The record is from the annotation of a GenBank genome assembly. NCBI's taxonomy places the organism in Eukaryota, Bacillariophyta, Bacillariophyceae, Naviculales, Naviculaceae.